UGAUUUGGUAGCUUCCGGGGUUCCGUUCUCGCUGUUGGGUUUUGUUCCAAAGCUGAGUUUAGUCUAUUAUGUGAGUGUGUUUUUUUUCUUCGUUUCUGUUUCGUUUUCUGCCACAUUAUUCGUAUUUAUGUUUUCUAUUCUAUUUAAGAACUGGGUUUGUGUGGGAGUUGAUGCUGGCGUGCACCCUGCGGAUGUUGGUGUGUUAAUGGCGGGGCAUGCACGGUGCUCGAUGGUCUGUGCUGCGGUUGAUUUGGGUAAAGAGGGGGUGAGAAGAUUUACGUAUUGGUUUUUGCUGGAGCCGAGGAGGGUGUGAGCGGAGCCUGAUGGGCGCCUGGAUGCACGUGAUCUUUUGGAUGUGCGGAUUUGUGUAUAUUUUUUUUGCGUAGUGGAGGAGUUAGGGCUGUGUGACCUUGUAGCAGUGGGUUUCAUUUCAGUUGCGAAGAGAUUCUGAACUGCUUUGUUACAUGUGUGAAGUAUAGCCAGAUGCUGUUUUGCUAUUCCAGGAGCAGGGUGGUUUCAUGGCAAUUCGGGCUGUUGAUCUCGUAGUGACGUGGGGGGAAUGGCCUUGUAUGACUUAGGCUUGCAGAAUUGGAACCGUGUGGGUGUAUCUCGGAAGCUGAGCUAAGGAUUUGGGCUUAGCAGCGGGAAGCUUAACAUGCUGUUGGUUCCUCUGUCUCACAGAGUGGCUUUUCCAUUACUGAGAGGAAGAAAAUUGAACACGCAAGAACCCCCUUCCGCGAGUGUACUUGGAUGCCCUCUUGGAGGAAUUCGACAUCAAAGCAUAGUAUGAUGUGGCUUGUGGUUCUGAUCGGUCUCCGUCAGUAAAGUUGGAGAAGUUUGCUCAAGGGGCCCUUGUGCCGUCUGGAAUCGCUGGAGAUAGGGCACUCAUGGUGCUUGUGGCUUGUGCAAGCUGAUGCUGAAGCAAGUAUUAUCAAGUUUCAAAAGAUAACCUCUGGGGUAUUAUGUGGGAUCGAUUUUCUAGAAGCUAUUCCAACCAGAUAUUAUCUAUAGUAGAGUGGCUGCACCAAAGAGCCAACAUGUCUCGACUUACUAAAAUAUGGAACUUGCCCCUGCAAAAGAAAGGGUUGUAUGGGCCGUUGGAAGCGGACAUGAAGGAGCUACCUCAUCCAAGUCGCAAUCUUACCGUUUCCCGUGUUGUGAUCAUGGUUGCAGUUGCCGUAUUAGUGGGACUCCUUACUGUCAGCACCUGGUAUUUUACGCACAGUUAUCCUAAAAGUGCAGUAGCUAGUCUUUCCGAAUCUUUGCGGCUUGAGAUACUGGAAAAUACCUCAGAGCUACUGGAUGAAAUUUUCUCUAUGAAUACAUAUGGGUCGAUGGCCAUAGCUAAUUUGAUGGAGAAGAAUUUCCUGGGGGAUGACUUCAGCAGAGAAAGCUUCACGAGGAUUCGGGAUGCUUGCUGGUCAGUGUUCAAAGCCCUCCCAGCGGUUACUUCAUUGGGGGUGACUGCUAUGAAUGGGCUGACAGCAGUUUACAACCGCGGUCACAGGAAUGAGAUAGAAGGGUUUAGGGGCAAUUUUUGUCUCUAUUCAAAUGAAACUGGUACUUCGCCUGUGUAUUAUAAAGAGUUUGUAUCUGAAGUAACUGGAGAUCCCCUGGGGUUGCCUUCAGUUGAAAUAUUUGAUUCAGCUCUUCACGAAACUCCUUGGUUUAAAGAGGCAGUUUCACAUCCUAUAGACAACCUGACUUGGACGAUUGGGCGCAGCCUGAUAAGUAAGCAGGCAUUUGUACAAUGUGGCAUUGCUAAACAAGCAAAAGCUUCUAAGGAAAUUGCUCUUGUGCACUCGUCGCUUAGUGCUAUUGCCAUAAACGAUUUCAUCUCAUCUUUGGAGUUAAAAGGGGGAAGUGUUUUUAUUGCAGAUGAGCAUGGGACUCUUCUAUUCUCGUCUGAGCCAACAGUUUGUGUUUUGAGUAACAGAACAGCUUGUGAAACUACUCCACUAGAUCGCAACUCUGUGUUGAACGAUGGCAAAUUAUUUCUUCAAUCCCAAGUUGGGUUAGCGAAUUUGGCCAUGAAUGAAACGCACGUAGCUGAUGUUUACUUGAAGGGCAAGAGGUAUUCCGUCGAUAGUUGGCCAUACUCAUUCAGGACAGUGAAGCUGUCUGUGGUGGUGAUGAUUCCUAGGCACAGUUUCUGGGGCCCCAUGGACUACUACACUCGCAUCACGUGGAUAUCUCUACCCCUUCUUUCGAUAGGUGUGGUCUUCAUUGGGUGCAGUCUUAUAUAUCUAUUGGUAGAGCAAGUGCAGGCCGAAGAGAAGCUUCGGGCUGAGAUUCAGAGGCAGUCUGAAGCCAAGUGCAGGGCAGAAGCAAGCAGAGAUGCUAAGACCAAUUUCCUCUCAAGUAUGAGUCACGAGCUGAGAACUCCGAUGGCAUGCAUCAUAGGACUCCUUGAUAUGCUUUUGAUGGAAAACCUGACUGUUGAACAUGAAGGGAGUGUUCGGCAGAUUCAUCGCUGUGCCACAUCACUCGUGUCACUCCUGAAUUCUGCUCUUGACAUUGCAAAGGUGGAGUCUGGCAAACUUGUCUUGGAGAAGGCUGAAUUCAAUCUAGAGGCUGAGCUUACGGCUCUUAUUGAUGUCUUUUCUGUACAAUGUGACAAUAAGAAUCUAUUCAUUUCUCUCGACUUAGCAGAGUCUGUUCCAGCUUAUGUGAUUGGUGAUUCAGCUCGUGUGAUGCAAAUUUUUACCAAUCUGAUAGGAAAUAGUAUAAAGUUUACUUCUAAAGGAAGAAUCGUAGUACGAGGAAGAGUUUCGAACUCAGAAUCGUCGAGUGGGUCAGGGAAGGGUCACCGGCGGAGUUUCAGUCCAUUUUCGCUUGAAAGAUGUACAGAGGAAGCAACUGUACCAGAUACGGUGGUUUUGGUAUUUGAGAUUGAUGAUACAGGCCCGGGGAUUGAACCAGCACUAAGAGAAAAAGUAUUCGAAAACUUUGUUCAAGGCAAUGCAAGCACAACUCGCAUACAUGGAGGGACAGGAUUGGGACUAGGCAUCGUUCGAUCUCUUGUCCAGUUGAUGGGAGGAAGCAUACGAAUCGUCGAGAAAACUGGGGCAGGAGCUGUAUUUCAAUUUUCCAUCUGUUUUCAGCGGUCUCUUACUCCUGAGACAUUGCCUUAUAAACUCCCUCCUUUCUACCAUGAAGCUGAAGUUGUUAUUGGUGUUCCCGAUGCUGACACUAGGGCAGUCGCAUCUGAGUGGAUUGUCAGACAUGGUUUAAUGGUUCACCAAGUUGAAACAUGGGAGCAAAUUUUGUUGCACUUGAGGGCUCUACAUGGAAGGAAUCCACAGGACAAGAAUUCGGAAACAUCUGAGAUGGAACACACGAAAAGCAUAGAUGGCUCGCAGAAAUUCUUGAACAAGGUGGAUUCUGCAUCAGAUUAUUUUACCAAUUUAUCGCCACAGAAUCUUCAGAGUCCAAAUAACAGGUUUGAGUUCUGGAGGAGUUGGAAAAAUAUUGGAGAGAGGCCAUCAAGUGAGCAAGUGAGGCAACUUAUGCUAAUCGAUACAAGCCUUCUACCCAAGCACGUGCUACCUCGUGACUUGGAAGAAUAUCUACAGGAAUCAGGAUUCCUCACAGGUUUGUCAACACAAUGUCUUGACAAGUCAGGCAUUCACAAGAGGGACAUGAACCAAAGGCAAAUUCGGGAUUUACAGCAAAAGCUGUCAGUCGUCUGGGUUAUGGCUUCAAACACUCAUGAACCCAUCAAGGCUGCUCUUCGGGCAGUUCGUAGCUCAUUCAUUGUGAGGAGGCCUUUGCAUGCCGCUCGUUUGAAGGAGAUUUUUCAACUGGUUGCGCAAAACAGUGAUGCCUUCUCAUCGAGGCAUUCGGAAUCUGCUCCCGAGGUUCUUGCUUCUAGUACCAUCAACUAUGUUAAGCAGCAGGAAUGGGAUGAUCCUUAUGCUUGUGACUCAGAGGUACCGCUAGCACAAGAGUCAUCAUCUCGGGCUAGUACCAUAGGAGUCACUCACGGAGCCACUGUGAGAAACGUCAGGCAUAGACCAACUGCUGCAAAAUCGGUUCCUCAGGAGGAGAUUUCGUACUCAGAGAUGGAGAUCAGAUCUUCAAGACAAACUGACCAGCCGUCCCAAAGCAUGGUUACACCCAGCAAGCACAUGAAGAAAACCGUUCGAACUACUACCCAUGUCAACGGCAGCAAGAAGAUGAAUAACGUCCCCAAACCUCUAGAAAAUCUUGAAAUUUUGGUUGCUGAGGAUACUCCGCUUCUGCGGAAGCUGGCAGCUGCUAUGUUGCGGAGGCUAGGUGCUGUGACGUAUGAAGCUUCUAAUGGCCAGGAGGUUCUGGAAGCUGUGAUGAACCGCAUGCAGUGUGGUCAAUCUCCAUUCAAUUGUAUACUCAUGGACUGCCAGAUGCCAGUUAUGGAUGGAUAUGAAGCUUGUAAGGCAAUCCGAGAAUUUGAGAAAGAUGUAACAUGGCGAACGUCCAUAGUUGCGCUAACAGCAAACGCAAUGGCCAGUGACGAACAGAAGUGCCUCAAGGCUGGUAUGGAUGCAUUCCUGACGAAACCCAUCGAUCAGGAAUAUAUGGUCCAAGUCAUUCUUCGAACAAUGACACCAACUUCGUUCGGAAAUGGAUGUACGUUGUCUGUCAAGAGCAGUGUCCACACCGAUUCACCAAUUCAACUUCAGGUUAGCUCUUGACAAUAGUCGAAGCGUCAUCUGGCUGAAGUCCCCACCCCCCUCCGGCUCUCAAACAACCGCGUAUAUCCUUCAAGGCUUGUGUUUCGUCAAGGACUCCAAGCUCCACUUUCAUCAGGCUCAAGGUCUAUGCCUUGCAACGUCUUCAUUUUUGUACUCGUGCUUCCAACUUGUCGAACUGAAUCUUGUGUACAGGUUGUUGGCCGGAAGUAGUAGUGUUUGUAUACUGCUGUCAGCACAUGGCAUGUUCACAAUUAGGCCAAGUCAAUGAUUUGUUAAUAGAGAUUGUUUCCGUAGUAUUGCAGUACUAUCAUUGCCUGUGUAAGCACAUGGGUAGGUUCCUCAUGCCUAUCGAGUUCUAGAAUGUAUUCUUACAACUGUAAAUCUGCUAGAGUUGUACACAUAGAUGGCUUAUUGGUUGGUUCGGAUAACACAGUUGCGGGGAACAGCCCCGUCUACAGGAGGAUUUUAGGCAUGCUUGGCAGUGCUUAAAGGUGUGUAAUUUUUCCUACUAGGAUGUGAUGCAUCCUUUAGUUUGAUAGAAUAGUUCUUGACCUCAUCAAAAAAGUCUCCUUGGAUAAGAUUCGAGGAUUCCUUGAAACAUUUUUAUAAGCUAAGCUCUCUCCCUGCCAGGAUAACGCAUUUGGUGGUGGCUCUGCUGUAGAUUUUCAUUUAUCAAGUAUAAUCUGCAGAGAAGCUUUGUAAUCUUUUUAACAAGAAGUCAGAAUUUCAUGACAACUUUAUACUUUUCA
Physcomitrium patens is the source of this 5425-nucleotide messenger RNA. Its product is annotated as histidine kinase 1. The record is from RefSeq and is a predicted model, not a curated record. Gene Ontology annotation, molecular function: phosphorelay sensor kinase activity. Gene Ontology annotation, biological process: phosphorylation; phosphorelay signal transduction system. NCBI's taxonomy places the organism in Eukaryota, Viridiplantae, Streptophyta, Bryopsida, Funariales, Funariaceae.